Messenger RNA from Bicyclus anynana (squinting bush brown), 1412 nucleotides. RefSeq lists its product as uncharacterized. The transcript has 2 exons. The coding region runs from base 87 to 497 and encodes 136 amino acids. The record is from RefSeq and is a predicted model, not a curated record. NCBI's taxonomy places the organism in Eukaryota, Metazoa, Arthropoda, Insecta, Lepidoptera, Nymphalidae.
CGUCACAUUCCUGGUCUGGUCUCGUCGGGUAGCGGUCGCGUCUACCUGCGUCCACACAGUCCUCCAUAUUUACAGUUAUUUUCAAGAUGGCGGCCGUGUCGACGCCGAUAAACACAGUUUCGAGGGAGAAUUUAGUGGUUUUGAUCAGAAACAAUGUGUUGAACAAUUCUGUGGAGUUCUCGUCGGAUACUGAUGCGAUGGAAACGGAGUCCCCGGUCCGAAAGAGAUCAAGUCUCCAGCCAAUAAUAAAGAAAUUAUUCCACUCUCCGAUCUCUCCGCGUAGCCCUGAACAAGAUACCGUCAGAAGGAGAAACAUAGAGAAGAGUAGAAAGAGAAGGAGACAAGAGAUCCUUCUGCCGGGUUCAGAGGAACACAUCGAGAUGGCGUAUGUGAAAGAGAAGGACGGAUACAGCCCAGACGCUUACGGGGGAAUGAGAAAGCGUGUGCUUAUAAGUUUGUUCCAUAACAAAGAGUAUUCUAUGGAUAUCGGUGAUUAACAAAUAAACUAAGAAUGUCUUGUUUUGAAAUGAAAACUAUAGAAGUUAUAGAAAAUGAGGUAGGUUAUCUUCGUGAUAGAGUAACAUGAUAAAAAAAAAUAAUUUGAUCAGUUCACUAAAGCCAUAAUUUGUUAAAAAAAACUCAUUUUAUCAUCUAGGAUCAUUCAUCGCUAGGAUCUGGAAUGCCCAUUUGAGGUCUGUCUUUUCUGAUAUUUACAAGUUUUAAAUAAAAGUCUAAGCAGAAUCGUUAUAUCUUGUCUACAAUAAUUAUUAAUAUCAAAUAAAUUAAUAUAACAUUCUGGCUUCAUAUUUUUUUUAAUUAUUUUUUAUUGCUUGGAGUUCAAGACUCAAUUCAAAGAUCGGAAAAUAUUAAGCGGUUAUUGAUAAUCGUAUUUUUAUUAAAAGUUCUUAUUAUUUUUAAAAGGUUAUCAAGGGUAGAUAUCAUGUAAGAUUAUCUGUAUCGUCUGAAUUCCAAAUAGAUAUAUACUUAAAAUUUGUUGAUAAAGUAAAUAAUGAUCUACUUGGAAUUUCGAUUUAGUCGUAAAUAUUAAUAAAAUUUUGUCUUCCAAUAAAGUUAGCAUCUAAGAAAGACUGUUAGAUAGUAAGUGAUAUAGUGUUAAUGAAUAGAAUUUAUUUUAGGAAAUUAUAUGUUAUAAUGAAAUUUAGAUUAUUUUUUACAAAUAAUUCAAUUAUUUUUACAUUCGAUUAACCUUAUUUAAGUAAUAUUUCAUGAUGGUGCAAUCGUAAGGUUUGUUAGAAUUCAUUCAUCACAAAUCAACUAAUUAUAUGAAAAAGAUUCGUCAAAUUAAUUUUUCCAUGAAAACAUAUAUUUUUUUAAGGUUUUAUUCAUAAUUGAUUUACUAUUAUUAUAUUAUUUAAAUGUAUUUCGUGCCAUAAUAAAAUAUCAAAUAAAUA